CCUAAGCGCCGACUCCAUUCAGACCCUUCUCUUCUCUCCUCAGCUUCGAUCGACGCCUCUCCUUCGCCUGUUCCCUCUAUUCCCUUCCUUGUGCAUUCCGCCACUCGUCGACGUUCCUGGUAGCCGCUGAUCGCUUCUUCUUCUUCCGUUUCCGUGGUGUAGCUGCUGUGAGCUCUGGGAAAAUACAAAAAUCUCUUGGAGGAGUGUACAUAAUGUCUUUCUCAAGCUUGUGUAGACGGGUGGGCCUGAAGGAUCUCAUCGCAAAUGCUACUGUAUACACCGGGGCUACUGAGGCAUCUGGCGGCGGACUAAACUUGGUCUUCAGACGCUGGGCCACGAAAAAGUCUGCAGGAUCAACAAAAAAUGGGCGCGACUCAAACCCCAAAUACCUUGGCGUGAAGAAGUUUGGAGGAGAGAAGGUGAUUCCUGGCAAUAUAAUCGUUCGUCAACGAGGUACUCGGUUCCACCCUGGAGAUUACGUUGGAAUGGGAAAGGAUCAUACUCUGUACGCGCUGAAAGAAGGCCAAGUCCGGUUUGAGCGCAAUAAGCUUAGCGGCCGGAAGUGGGUGCAUGUUGAUCCAAAAGAUGGCCAUAUUCUUCACCCCAUCUACACUAAAGCCGAUCAACCUUCCGGCCAGUUAUGCUAGCGACAAUGAAGCACACAUUCAACGAAAGUAUCAACUCUACAUUUUUUUUGUGUGUUUGCCAUGAUAUAUUAAUGUUUGAAUAAUUUGAAAAUUGCCUUUAAAUUCAUAGAUGAAACCCUAAAGGCACAAACUGUUGAGGGGAUCGUUGGCAGCAAAAAACUGUUCGAGAAAAAUCAUUCAAUCAUGAUGAAUUGAAUGCUUUUGUUUGAUUCAA
Zingiber officinale is the source of this 861-nucleotide messenger RNA. RefSeq names its product 50S ribosomal protein L27-like. Gene Ontology annotation, cellular component: ribosome. Gene Ontology annotation, biological process: translation. The record is from RefSeq and is a predicted model, not a curated record. The coding region runs from base 213 to 647 and encodes 144 amino acids. NCBI's taxonomy places the organism in Eukaryota, Viridiplantae, Streptophyta, Magnoliopsida, Zingiberales, Zingiberaceae. Gene Ontology annotation, molecular function: structural constituent of ribosome. The transcript has 4 exons.